Messenger RNA from Hevea brasiliensis (rubber tree), 2917 nucleotides. Its product is annotated as protein ALTERED PHOSPHATE STARVATION RESPONSE 1. Bases 555 to 2801 code for a protein of 748 amino acids. The record is from RefSeq and is a predicted model, not a curated record. The transcript is spliced from 4 exons. Lineage: Eukaryota; Viridiplantae; Streptophyta; Magnoliopsida; Malpighiales; Euphorbiaceae.
AGGCCAUUUUCUGUGAACUCUUCUUUCUACUCCUGGUCUCUUAUCAUCAGCAGUCUUCUCAUAAUCACCAGCUAAGUCUAUAGCAAAAGGAGGAAAAAGAAAAUCUAUAAAAAUCUCUGUGUAUACGGAAAUGAAAUAAAUUGGAUGUCAUUUUCCACACAAUCAGUACUUUUUAAUAUUGUUAUAAAUGAGAAUGAACAAAUCACCCAAUGCACAAGCACUGAGUUUUGCCUUGGUGCCCAAUAGCCUCUCUCUAUCUCUCUCCUCGUCUGACAAGUCCCAACUGUUCUUUUCAACUUUACCAGAGAGACCCUUUAAGCUAAGCUAUAUUCCAAGCUCAAUCAACCCCUUCCACCUCAUCACCCACCAUUAUUUUCUGUUUCUAUCAGUUGCCACCUGCUGAUGUUAUGAUCUUCUUCUCCUCAACUUUUCCAGUACCAACUUUCUGCCUUGCUAUCACAGCCUUCCUCCAUUUUAGCAAAAGCACGCCGUAGUAUCACCUACAAGACAAAACCCACUGCUUUUUUCCGCCAAGAAAAGGACUUUAUCGAGAGAUGGGGUGUGGUCUGUCGAAGCAAGAUGAAGAAGACGAUAUUGUGUCCUUGUGUAGAGAAAGGAAAAGGCUAAUUAAGUUGACCGUUGAGAGAAGGUAUGCAUUUGCAGAUGCUCAGUUUAAGUAUAAUCAGUCUCUCUAUGCAGUAGCAAUGGCUUUGAGAUUGUUUGUGGCUAGACAUUCUUCUCCAUCUUCUCCUUUUCUUAUCACUUUCCCUUCUGCUACUUCUGCUAAUGUUGACACCAAUGAGACCCUUCCUGACAACCCAAAUUUUCUUCAACAGAGGCCAACUGAAACCACCCAUGAAAACAAUGCAUGUCAGCCUUCUGAUUCUAAUGUGUCUAUAGCCCCUUCUAAGUUAGAGACAGAAGUAGAAGAAACCCAAGAAGAUAAUAAUGAUCAUGGUCAUCGUGAGGAGCAGGAAUCCGAGGAAGAAGAUCAUGAAAGUGAAAGUGAAGAAGGAGAAGGGCUUUGUGAGCACUUUUAUGGCGAGGAUGGUCCACCAGUGCCAUCACCACAGAGGGAAUUUGGGUGGGAUUUUUUUUAUCCGUUUGAUGAAAUGAGAUCAGAGGUUUUAAAUGGGUUUGGUCAAACCUCAGAUGAGGAUUUGAGGGCUGUGAGAGAGAAAGAAGGGAUUCCAGAGCUGGAAGAGGAUGGAGAGAAGGUAAUGAAUGAGGGUGAAGCUUCGAAUGUGGAAAAUGGUGAUGUGGGUCAUAAGGAGAAUGGAAUUAUAGAUGUGAGAAGUGGAGAUAAUGCAUAUGUACUAGGCCAAGGGGAGAGUACGGGAUUGAGAGUAAUCGAUGAACCCAAAAAUGGGAGGGAGCUGUUGGAAGCAUUGAAAAAUAUCGAGGACCAUUUUUUCAGGGCUUACGAUUCUGGUUUGGACAUUUCAAGAAUGCUAGAGGCCAACAGAGUACAAUUGCAAUCUGGUCUAGAGGAAAUCAAAGAGAGCUCAAAUAAGCUCAUCAGAUCAAUUACAUGGAAUCGAUCUGCUUCAUUUCGGUCUUCCUCCUGUAAAAGUCUCCUUACAUCUAGUUCUAUAAGUUCUUCAAUGUGGACAGAAUUCAAGACUGAUCUAUUUGAUGACUAUGGAUUGGAAGCGGGGAGCCAUUCAACUACUCUAGAGAGGUUAUAUGCUUGGGAGAAGAAGCUUUACCAGGAGGUGAAGGCUGGAGAUCAGACCAGGAAAAUUUAUGAGCGAAAAUGCUCUCAUUUGAGACACCCAGAUGCUACAGGAGAUGACUUCUGCUCCAUGGAUAAAUCUACAACUGAAGUGAAAGAAUUAUAUUCCAGGAUCUCAGUAGCAAUAAGGAGUGUGGAAUCAAUCUCUGAUAGAAUACAGAAAUUAAGAGAUGAAGAGCUGCAGCAACAACUUCUUGAGCUGCUACAUGGCCUAAUGAGAAACUGGAAGAUAAUGUUGGAAUCACAUGAAACUCAAAACCGAGUAAUGCUUGAAGUGAAAUUCUUCAACUGUCCAGCUUAUGGAAAGUUCUGUAAUGACUCUCACCGUCUUGCCACUCUUCAGCUUGAGGCAGAGCUUGAUAAUUGGAGUGCCUGCUUUGCUGCAUAUGUAUCUACACAGAAGGCCUACAUUGAAGCUCUUGGUGGUUGGUUGUCCAAGUUCAUUGCUCCUGAAGUUGAAUUCUACUCGAGGGGAAAGUCUUCACUCCCACCAUGUAGAAUUAAUGGGCCACCAUUGCUAGUAACCUGUCACGAUUGGUUAGCUUGGCUAGAAAAUUUGCCAGAUACGGCUGUAACAUUUGCCAUGAAAAGCUUUGCAAAGGAUAUCCAUGCCCUGUGGAAUCAACAAGGAAAAGAGCAGCAGCAAAAGAGGAAUGUUGAUGCCAUAGCCAAAGAAUUUGAAAGGAGGGCUCUGGCAUUCCAAAGAGCAGAGAGAAGGAUCCUUGGAUCCAAGAUAUCUGAGCAGGAAUCACUGGUCACUGUCCGUAAUCGCAUUGAGUACUUGGCAGAAGGGAAAAAACUAUUGGAUAUGUUCAGGAAAAGGCUAGAUGAAGAGAAGGAAAAGCACCUCACUAACAUGCACGAGACCCAGCAAAUCACCAUAAGUGGAUUUCAGACAGGAUUUUCUUCAGUUUUUGAGUCAUUGGCCGAGUUUUCUAAAGCAUCUGUGAAAAUGUAUGCUGAUCUUGUAACAUACAGUGCAAAUGCAAGGACAAUAGGGAAAAAUGAUAGCAACUUAUCCUAUAUGGAUGGGUUGGGCUCUCAGGUUCCUACCAGAAAGGAAUAAGUGAAAAAGUACGUAAGGGUUUGAGAAUUUCCAAUGCUUGAUAUCUCAAUGAUAAAUAGUGUGUAUAGAGAUUCUGUCAAAGCAUUUAUAGCAUGCUCUUGUUUACAUAUGUCAAA